CUCCAGUCUCUGGAGAGGCGGCUCGCCGGCUGACGGGGCUGGGCUCUGAGCUGCUUCAGAUCGCCGCAGGUGGCUACCGGAGCUGACUCCCAGCAUUACGGUAGAGCUGCGCGCCCCCUUGCUGCGGCUUCGCCAGGCCGAGCUGGCUGGGCCGCGGAGCCGCACUCGCUACCCCCAGCGCGCUGUGGCCUCGCUUGACUCUGCGCUUUUGCUCUCAGAGAUACUUGGAGUCGGAGUCUGCAGGAUGCUGGAGAGUUGGUACGAGCUACCCGCAAGACAGCUUGAACUUUCCUGGGGAUUCCUCUACCAGCCUGUUAGAUCAUCUCGUGCGUUUCGCCAGAUACUAAAAUAAAAUAGUCCCUCCAGUGCCCUUUUGGAAUAUUGUGACUUCUCUCCUUAAAAACUGGCCAGCCUCUUCCCACUGCCAGAACUAUCUUGUCUUCAGAGUCUGGGAUAAAGGCUAGCAGAUGAGAAAGCUAUGUCACUGCGGUCCCUCCAUCUCCAACACUCCCAGAGGGGCAUCGUUCCUACCAUUUUUCUAGCCUUCAGAGAUUUCUCCAGAGCAAUGACCCAGAAGACUUGAUCAAUUUACGAUUAGAGUGACAUUGUUUGCCGAGCCCCCAAAAUGGCAGCUAAAAUGGAGAUAACUUUGAGUAGCCACACUGAGGAUUCUGACAAGCAGGAAAGACACAUACUAAUGAAGCUGGAAGAGAAACGGGGGCCCCCUCAGCAAAAAGCCUGCCCUGAUCCUGAGCUUUCCCGCCAGAGCUUCAGACACUUUUGUUAUCAAGAAGUGUCUGGACCCCAGGAAGCGCUCUCCUGCCUCCGGCAGCUCUGUAGACAGUGGCUGCAGCCUGAACUACACACCAAGGAGCAGAUUUUGGAACUCCUGGUGAUGGAGCAGUUUCUGGUCAUCCUACCUCCAGAGAUCCAGGCGCAGGUCAGGCAUCGAUAUCCUAUGAGCAGCAAGGAGAUUGUGACUCUGGUGGAAGAUUUGAACAAAGCAUCCAAAAAACCAAAGCAGUGGGUGACCAUUUGUAUGCGAGGGCAAAAGGUGCUCCUGGAGAAAACAGGAGCUCAGCUUGUAGAACAAGAACUUCCAGACUUUGAACCUCAAACUGCUAGCAGAGAUAUUCAAGAGAACUCUCUGGAAGGGCCUUCCUGGGAAGGAUCUCAUGACCAGCUGAAUCCCCAUCCUGGGGAGAAAUAUUCCUUCUACCAGGAACCAGUCCCCAAAUUGACUGAGACAGAGGCCUCCAGAAUGAGAAGUGAGAAGGAAAACCCACAACAGGAGGGGGCAAAAGGAGCAGAGACAUAUGCAGUGUCACCCGGGAGACCUGCAGGGGGUAGUCUGCACAGCCCUGAGCCAAGAGGGGUGAACAUGAGUGAACACCGAUUGUCACAGAGGCAGGCCAGACCCCCAAAUGCUCAGAAGGCAUUUGCUCACUACCAGAGACAUUGCAGAGAACUGGACUAUAUCAGCAACCCCCGCAGAGGCCAUCCACUGAGAGAAUCAAAGACAAGCAAAGGAGGCAGAAGAAGCCUGAGCAGCCUUUUGCAAUGUCUUAGUCGCCAGGCAGCCCGCUCAGCAAAGAAACCCUGUAAGUGUGAUGACUGUGGGAAGAGCUUCACCUGGAAUUCAGAAUUGAAACGACAUAAGAGAGUGCACACGGGAGAGAGGCCCUACAUCUGUGGGGAGUGCGGAAACUGCUUUGGGAGGCAGUCGACUCUGAAACUGCACCAGAGAAUCCACACUGGGGAGAAACCAUACCAGUGCAGCCUGUGCGGGAAAAGCUUUCGCCAAAGCUCCAAUCUCCACCAGCACCACAGGCUCCACCAUGGGGACUAAACAGAUGCUAGGUGCUUCAGAGUCCCUGGGAAGGGCUUCUUGUCUCUCCUUUCCUUGCAUGUAAAUCACAGAGUGUCUUUUUGACCCCUGGGGAGUGAUGGGGAAGAGAACUGCAGAGUGGGGACUAGUUACCCAGGAACAGGAUGAGCCACACACUAUGAGAAGCCACGUUAAUAGAAUGAGGAUGAGCCACAAGAGGUUUUAAUUAAUUAAUCAAUCCUUAAUUAAAUUCUCCUUGUUGCCUUGUCUUAUACAAUACAGUUGUUUUCAUGUGCACUCUUAAGCAGUUCACCAGAAUUCCAAGAAAACAUUCACGGGGAAUCCACUAAUAGUCUUUCUGCAACUAACUUUUUUAUUGUUGGUGUCGGUGGUUUUUAAUUAUUUUUUAUUUAUU
This is a messenger RNA of Onychomys torridus (southern grasshopper mouse), 2243 nucleotides long. It is a transcript of the gene Znf174, whose product is annotated as zinc finger protein 174. The transcript has 3 exons. The coding region runs from base 626 to 1849 and encodes 407 amino acids. Lineage: Eukaryota; Metazoa; Chordata; Mammalia; Rodentia; Cricetidae. The record is from RefSeq and is a predicted model, not a curated record.